Lingula anatina is the source of this 2025-nucleotide messenger RNA. RefSeq lists its product as uncharacterized. Gene Ontology annotation, molecular function: CoA-ligase activity. NCBI's taxonomy places the organism in Eukaryota, Metazoa, Brachiopoda, Lingulata, Lingulida, Lingulidae. The record is from RefSeq and is a predicted model, not a curated record.
CUUUGCUGAAGCAAGGUUAAAUCAACCGGGAUAUCAGCUCGUAGGUUAAUCCCACCAGGUCUCUCUUCUCUGGGAAUGAAUCGGCAUUUUUUCGCCUCGCCUGCGGUAGGUGUAAAUUAAUGAAGUCAUGGCGAACGCUCAGGGAGUAGUUAGGAGUAAGCUCCCCUCAGUGGAGAUACCGGAGAACGUGUCACUGGCAGAGUUUGUGUUGCAGAAUGCGGAGAAAUACGGAGACUUAGUGGCGCUGGUAAAUGGAGAGACGGGGCAACAGUUCACCUAUAGAGAACUCCUGCAAAACGUCCGUCGAGUAGGCAGCGGGCUCUUCAAAGCCGGUCUCCGCAAGAACGACGUGUUCUACAUCUACUGCCCCAAUGUGCCAGAGUACGCCUUCGGGUUGUUGGGUGCUUUAGCCAUUGGUGGAGUGGUCACUACCGUUAAUCCACUCUACACCGAGGAGGAAUUAGAAUACCAGCUUCGCAGCACCAAAGCGACGUUCAUCAUGACAGUGCCAGAGAACGUCAGCAAGGUGAAGGACGCGGCGCGAGAAAUAGGACACUUGAAGGUGGUGUAUGUAGUUGGCGAUGCUCCUGCCGGCACGUUUCCCUUCAGCGUUCUCCUCAACGACGACGGCAUAGCGUUCCCCUCGUUUGUCCCAUUUAACACACGUGAGGACGUGGCUAUCCUACCGUCGUCUAGUGGGACAACAGGGAUGCCCAAACCCGUCAUGUUAACACACUACAAUCUGGUGGCUAAUCUGAUGCAGAUAGACGACUCCGGGAUCUAUGCUUCCGUCACUCCAGGCAAGGACAGCUUUAUAGGCGCACUUCCCUUCUAUCACAUCUACGGCAUGGUGCAGAUAGUGUUCAAGGGGAUAGAGCAGGGGGCGAGGGUCGUUACCAUGAGGAGAUAUCACUUUGCUGAAUACGUGGAACUUACUAGUAGAUUCAGAGGUAGCGUCUUGCACUGCGUGCCCCCUAUAGUUAUUCAUCUGGCAAAGAACCCGCUGGUAGACAAGUAUGACCUUUCUUGUGUUCGAGACAUUCUAAGCGGGGCGGCGCCACUAGGCAAGAAUACUGAGAUUGCCAUACAGAAACGGCUGGGAAUAUCCAUUGGACAAGGUUAUGGACUUACUGAGACAAGCCCAGUUGUACUAGCGCCCCCUAGGGUCAAUUGCUUUCCAAGAAAGUCUGGUUCCUCAGGAAUACUGGUACCAAAUACAGAAAGCAAAGUAGUGGACCCUGAUACCAAACAGGUUCUUGGUGCCAAUCAAGAUGGCGAACUCUGGUUCCGUGGGCCCCAAGUGAUGAAAGGGUACUUCAACCUUCCUCAAGCCACUGCUGAAUGUAUUGACAAAGACGGAUGGUUUCACACAGGUGAUAUCGGGCAUUAUGACGAAGAGGGAUAUUUCUAUGUGGUAGACAGGCUAAAGGAACUCAUUAAAUACAAGGGGUUUCAGGUGGCACCAGCAGAACUCGAGCACCUGAUCCACACCCACCCUGCUGUUGCUGACGUAGCUGUAAUUGGAGUCCCGGAUGAGAUAGCGGGCGAGCUGCCCAAAGCUUACGUCAUAUUAAAACAUGACGUCACGGCUACUGCUCAAGAUAUAUCCGAUUUCGUAGCAGAGCACUUGGCGCCACACAAGCGUCUGCGGGGCGGCGUUGAAUUCGUCACUGAAAUACCUAAGUCUCCAAGUGGAAAGAUUCUCCGCCGGGAGCUCAGGAAGAGAGCCUCAAAGCAAUUAAAAGCGAAACUGUAACUAAACUGUUUGCGGUAUUAUUAUUAUUAUUGGCACCAGAUGUGUCACCUAUCAAAAUGUCAUAGUUUCGGACCUCGAAGACAACAAACUUUAUUCCAAGGGAUGCAUACAAUGUAUUGAUACUGUAUUUUUUAAUGACGGCAUAUUAGACGAGAUGUUUAAAUUCUAUAUAAAGAUAAUAAAUUGAACUGCCAUUUAUCCUUAUUGUGAAUGAAUGGACACUGGGUUUAGAUUGCACACAAAUUGAUAAGUAACGAAACAGCGAUCCA